Messenger RNA from Dermacentor andersoni, 2373 nucleotides. The record is from RefSeq and is a predicted model, not a curated record. Lineage: Eukaryota; Metazoa; Arthropoda; Arachnida; Ixodida; Ixodidae.
AUGGCGUGGACCCUCCACCCGGCGCUCUUCUACGAGAAGUACGGCACGGUGCUCGUCCAGCUAUGGGAAUCGGGCGCGUUCGGCACCAUGUUCCGGCCUGUGCGGAGGCUGUCCAAGGGCAUCGGCGACAGGAUCACGUCUCUGCGGCUUCAACGCUCCGUGGCAGCGCCGCCCAAGCCGAUAGCAGAGGCCGAAGCCGAGGUGCUGACCCUGACGGACGAUAGCGUCGCCACGGAUGACGAGGCCCUGUCGAGGGUAAACCGCGAGCCGGGUGACACGUCGCCCGAGCCCAGCACGUCGCAGCAGAACGAGCUGGCCUUCCAGGGUGACAUAUACACGCAGAUGCGGCGCAGUCGCAGGCAGCGCGAACGAAUCCAGAAGAUCCGCGAGACUCGAGAGAAGUUUCUGGAAGCUGGCAGCUCAGGCAGCGGCAGCAAGUUCGGCAGGAAACGACGCGGCUUCCAUGCUCGCAGGGACUCCAUCAUGGCCUUCAAGAAGGACAAGGGAUUGAGGAAGGCGACCGGUGGCGGUACGCCGCUGACGGACAUGGAGGGUGCCGAUCCCGUACGAGCCGUCGUCAUAGACGUCUCCACCGGGUCUCCUGCCUCCGCAGGGAGCUCGGAAGACGAGGACGACGCGGCUGGGACAGCCGGGAAGCGCGGCGCCCGAAUCAAGCCCGAAGAGCUGCUCGAGGAGAACGACAGCCCGCAGACGUUGAGGGACGUCUGCAGUCCCCGCAAGAAAGGUCACGCGUCACCGCCGCCGAAUAUGCGCGAGCCUUCCGAGUCGCAGACGACCGAUACCGCGUCUCUCGCCAGCACUGCGGCGACGGAUCAAGCAGCAGUCGGCAAGACGCCACCGCCCAAGAAGCUGGCAGAACCGUUCGCGGCCGCGAAAUCGCCGAGGAAAUCUGCUCUCCGCAAACGCAAGGUGUCCAGGAGAGCGUCCGCGGUGUCGUCGGGCAGCGCUGGCGAGCAAGCGACGAAGACAGCGCCAGAAAAGCCUCCGUCUAUCGCGACGACGGACUCGUCGUCCGCGGUUGUUGGUAAAGCGUGCCAGCCGCAAGCGGACUUCUCUUCGGCAACAAGCUUAUUGUCGACCAAGGAGCCCAUCGCCAGCGACAAAGGCCAUGCGCCUACGAGCCCGGCCGAUAGCGUCGCGAAGAAAGACAAGGCUAAGCGGCUAAAGUCGAAGGUCAGAAGCCACAAGAAGAAAGCGAAGGGCAAGUCGGCGAAAACCGCGCACGGCCUGGGAGAAAGAUCGCCUUCUACUUUGGAGGAAUUGUACACGGGUGGCGAUGUGGAUUCAGGUGCGGUGAGCAAAGAUAAGCCGCGUCGGAAGCACGAAAAAGCCGGGAUCCCUUCGCAGGAGGAGGCGCGCUCCUGUGUUGCAGGACGUCCAAUCGCCAACAAGGAGUAUUCACUUUCCACAGGCGCCAUGGCGCCGUCACCGGCUGCUGAAGCUACGCGAAGCGAUACAAGCGCGCUGAGACAGUCAUCUCUUGGCGGAGGCAGUCAUCUCGACGCGAAAAUUACCAAACAGGACAGCACUGUCACGCCAAAGACCUCACUGCCACAUAGUUUGAGGAAGCGGACAGCUGGCAAAGGGGAAGAACGUGUCGCCGAAGCCAAGCCGUCCGCAAAGACCCCGGUGGACGCUGCGCUAAGUAGCGAGGCUACACCCGUGGCGACAAGUCAGGAAGGGGCCGGCGUGCAUAAAAGGCGCACCAAGAAGCACAGGAACCCCAAGUCGCCGGCCGCUGUCGUCGAGACCUCGUCCGGCGCGGCCACGUCGGCCAGAGACGCCGAACCGGGGAGAUUCGGCGCGGUAACCCCACGCCCAGCGUCUCCCGACAGCGCCGAGAGGGUCUUCGACGAAGCCGUGGCCGUACGUCAUCAUCGUCGACGGAGCCACGGCAGGUCGAAGAAGCACGCCAAGGAGGACGGCCGCAGGCGGCAUUCCAGAAAGGCAAAGGAAGACCGCCCCGCGGAAUCGACCUCGCCGACAACCGGCGGCCAACUUCCGUCGGCGACAAUCGCGAACGCGACCGCUGACGUCGGCGACUGCCCAUCCAGUGUCGAGGACUCUGCGGCGGCGACGGCACGCGAGGAAGUCGUAGCCGAUGUGGCGUCGAGUGCGGUGUCUGCGCCGUCGCCGCGAAGCGGCGUUAUGACGCCCACUGCAGACGUAACACUGUCGGGAACCGACGCGAUGUUCUCGCUGGACGGCGAUAGAAGUCCCCCCAUUGCUACUACGGCCGUCAAGGGCGACGACGUCACCGUCCACGUGGACAUGACCGCUCACGACAGGGCGGCCAUGUUCUGGCCGUUUGGCCGCAGAGGCCACAAGAAGAAAGAAGUGAAGCGACCGUGA